Messenger RNA from Manihot esculenta (cassava), 657 nucleotides. RefSeq lists its product as uncharacterized. The coding region runs from base 1 to 657 and encodes 218 amino acids. Gene Ontology annotation, biological process: root development; shoot system development. The transcript has a single exon. NCBI's taxonomy places the organism in Eukaryota, Viridiplantae, Streptophyta, Magnoliopsida, Malpighiales, Euphorbiaceae. The record is from RefSeq and is a predicted model, not a curated record.
AUGCACAUCUCUGCUAAUGACCUCCUCCACUCGCCAGAAAUUCAACAAGUUAUUGUCCACCAGAAACAAGAGAAAUGGGUUCAUCAAGUCUCUGAGGCAUCUCUUACAAUGUUGGACGUCUGUAGUAUCUCUAAAGAUGUUGUUUUGCUCGUCAAAGAACAGCUUCUAGACCUACAAUUUACUUUACGCAGGAAAAUUUUUAGCCAGCCAAAUAUUAAUGCCAAGAUAGCUGCUUAUAAUCAUUACAGAAAGAAGCUAAAGAAAGAGACUUUGAAAUGCCUUCGGACACUGAAGGGAAUGAGAAACGAAUCAGUUGUGACUUCAGAUAUCUCAACCAUUGAUCAGAAACUUGUGGUUGUUAUGGAAGUAUUAAGAGAAGUGAGAGUGACCACCCUCACCAUUGUUGAAUCUUUAUUGUCUCUCAUUUCCAUACCAUGGCUGGAUCAGAAAUCCAGUAAAGGGUCUUUGAGAUCAAAGUUCUUUAGCUCCGGUGACCAGAGCAUGUAUGAAAUUUGUGACGAAAUGGCACUUCAAAGUGCAAAUAAGAGGCUGGAGGCAGUGGAGAUUGCGAUUGAAUAUCUUGAAGUGGAACUAGAAUGCAUCUUUAGACGCUUGAUCCAGACAAGGGUUUCGCUUCUUAAUAUACUUACCAGUUAG